Molecule: messenger RNA, 1509 nt
Organism: Fusarium tjaetaba
Lineage: Eukaryota; Fungi; Ascomycota; Sordariomycetes; Hypocreales; Nectriaceae
Exons: 3
Coding region: 1-1509 (502 amino acids)
Source: RefSeq, a predicted model, not a curated record
AUGUCUAACAACAUUGACCAACUCGCAGAAGACUGUGGCAAAGAGUUUGAACGCCUAGAAGAACAAUUCAGAUACCUAACUACCGCUGAUACUACUGAAUAUGAUGAAUAUGUCAGAGUCAAGAACUUGCAGAGUCAAUUCACUCGAUGGAAGAGAAAUUCCGGAGCAGAUUCACUUGAGCAACAAUUACAUAAUAAUAAACGUGUCAAGCUCCAAGUUAUCCGGCUUCUGAGCCAUAUCAGGAGAUUACUGGAAGAUGCCCAUGCAAUCACAGUCGGGGAUCAAAUACCUUGGGAUCAGGUUGACGACGAAGAGGAUUCACAAUCAGAUGAUGAGACGGCAUCACUAGGAAAAUCUCCAGAGACAGAGAUGGAGCAGAUUAUGGCCCAUGUGGCUGAUGCUAUUGACAAUCUCUCGUAUCUUGGUACAGCAUUGAGAGAACCAUUGGCUGAUAUCAGAACCACGGAUGAGACACCCCCAUCUGAGCCCUUUGAUGUUCAGCACGUUCUCUGGAAGUACCCCGGGGUGGACGAGGUAAUAGCAAAGCGUCUUGGGAAGGCCAUCUCAGCCAGGCGAAAGCUAUUUCAGGAUCAGGAAUCGACGGAGCAGAGCACUCACAACUCAAAAGGCCCACUAGCAGAUGAGCCAACACUGGAGGCUCUCACCAGUCAGCUUGAUCUAGAAGACUUGACCUACCAGGGAAGCGAGCAGAAGGGAAUCUUGGAUGAGGAUUCUUCUGAAACAUCAUCCAUAGCCCCUGAAGAAUUGGGAGCCCACCAAAUUCCUCCCUUGCCCCAGAGAGCCACGGAUGGGAGACCAUUCCGAUGCCCUUUAUGUCGGCAGAUGGUAAGAGCAUCUUCAACGAAAGAUUGGAAAACACAUGUUUACAGUGAUCUGCGACCAUACAUCUGCCUGGAAGCCAACUGUUCCAAACCUCAACAUCAAUAUGCUCGCCAAAGGGAUUGGAUAAUCCACGUGCUCGAUGAACAUUGGAGAAUCUAUGCUUGUCCUUUCGGAUGUAACCUGAGAUUCACUUCAAGAAAUGGAUGCAGAGAGCAUCUAUGUCGAAAGCACAUUGAUCAAAAGCAUAUUUCUGAGAUCGAGGAUUUAGUACAGCUCAGUACCGUGGACAAAACAGAGGUUCCUGUUAAGACAACAUGUCCUCUGUGUAAGAAGCCUUUACAGGACAUAGAAACAUAUCAAAGCCAUGUUGGCAGGCAUCAAAGAGCGUUGGCCCUCUUUGCAAUACCACAGAAUACGGUAGAAGGAGGAAUCGAACGAAGUAUAUACGAAGGAGGACAACCAUCCACUCAAGACACAGCCCUCGAAACAAGCGACAUUGCGGUGCAAGAGCAGGCUGAGAAGGAGGAGCUUCCAGAGCUGGGCGGACAAUCUGAUACCUCUGAAGACUCGCUCGACAAUCGCUCACUAGACAUAAGCAGUUAUGCAGGAGGAAAGAAUACUUAUGAAUCGGACUUGUCCCGACUGUGGGCAUCAGCGGUGCGAUGA